GGAGACAAGGGUCGAGCUUAGCUCAGUGGAGCACUGGCCACUCAGGUUGGGCCCGCCUUGUGUCCCAGUGCCAGGCGGCCAAGCAGUGUCGCGUAACCAGCAAGCUGCCUGCCCGCCUCAGCAUCAACGGGAAGAAUUGCUAAGCUUUCUUCCAUCUCCGACUCCAACACCGACAUUAUUCAACUGUGUACGAACCAUUGCCAUUCAUUACAGAUUACUGCCAUACUGGGGGAUUUGCGACGCCUUAUCCAACCCGUCAACUACCAGGAAACCUCCCCUCACUUUUGACCCCCGCCACCUUCCGCAGGCCCAACGGAGCUUGACAACACCCCAUCCCUUCACAUAUAACCGUAACCAUGGCGCAGGACAGCGACCUGUCGAAGACCGCCGACAAGGGCAAGGGGAAGGCUGUAGAUGACGAGACACAGAAGGACAAGGCCGCUCAGCCUGUGGAGAAUGGAAAGAAGGAUGAUGGCAAGGCUGAGACUUCAGAAGAGCUUAGCGAGGAGGACCAGCAGUUGAAGAACGAGCUUGAUAUGAUCGUUGAGCGGCUGACUGAAUCCGAUACGUCCCUCUACAAGCCAGCAUUGGAGGCUCUAGGGAGCUCGAUCAAGACCUCAACCUCUUCUAUGACAGCUGUCCCGAAGCCCUUGAAGUUUUUACGUCCACAUUACGAGACCCUGACGAAGCUCUACGAUGAAUGGCCAGCGAGCGAUGACAAGAACUCCCUUGCCGAUGUGCUCUCGGUGAUCGGCAUGACCUUUUCUGACGAAGACCGCCAAGAUACUCUCAAGUACCGAUUGCUUGCGCCCACGCAAGAUAUCGGCUCAUGGGGUCAUGAGUAUGUUAGGCAUCUUGCUCUGGAGAUCGGCGAGGUCUACGGGAAGCGCAUUGCCGCCGAUGAGCCAACAGCGGACCUUGUGGACCUUGCCUUGGCCUUGGUUCCCCUGUUUCUCAAGAGCAAUCAGGAGGCCGACGCUGUCGAUCUAAUGAGCGAGCUCGAGAUUAUCGAAGAGCUGCCAAAGUUCGUGGACGAGAACACAUAUGGGAGAGUCUGCUUGUACAUGGUGUCCAUGGUCAACCUGCUCACAUACCCCGACAACGAACAGUUCCUCCGUGUAGCCCAUGAUAUCUACAAGACCUACAAGCAGUACACACAGGCCAUGGUGCUUGCCAUCAGACUCAACGACCUCGAACUCAUUGAAGCCGACUUCCAAGAUGCCCCUGAUCUGGCGCUCAAGAAGCAGCUUUCCUACUUGAUUGCGCGCCAAAGAAUAUGGCUCGACAGCGAUAAGACCGAUGACGAGGAAAUUCAAGGGUGUCUCUCUAACGUCAAGCUUCCCGAUCACUUCAAGGCCCUGGGCAAGGAGCUUAACAUUCUCGAGCCCAAGACUACCGAAGACAUCUACAAGAGCCACCUCGAGAGCAGCCGCGUCGCCGGCCUGACCAACUUUGACUCGGCCCGCCACAAUUUGGCUGCCGCAUUCGUCAACGGGUUCGUGAACGCAGGCUUCGGAAAUGACAAGAUGAUGCUGGUUGCAGGCGACAAGGAGAGCUGGGUAUGGAAGACAAAGGAUGAGGGUAUGAUGUCCACAGUGGCCUCUCUGGGCACGCUUCUCAUGUGGGACAUCGAGAAUGGGCUUGAUCAGGUAGAUAAGUACACCUAUCUUGAGGAGGAGCCAAUCCAGGCUGGUGCUUAUCUUGCAAUUGGCAUCAUGAACUCUGGCGUUCGGUUGGACUCUGAGCCUGCCAUGGCUCUUCUUGCAGACAACGACAAACUUGCCCACAAGAACCCGCUGAUCAGGGUAUCGGCGAUUAUGGGAUUAGGUCUUGCUUAUGCUGGGUCUAAUAAGGCAGAGCUUUUGGACUUCCUGUUGCCCAUCAUCACCGAUACGACUCAGCAGAUGCGGGUAUCCGCCAUGGCUGCUCUUGCUUGCGGGUUGGUAUUCGUGGGCUCUUCUAACCCCGAAGUUACCGAGGCCAUUAUCACCACGCUCUUGGACGAUGACCGCAAGGGUCAACUCACCGACAAGUGGACACGAUUCCUUGCUCUUGGCCUGGGUCUUUUGUUCUUCGGGCGCCAAGAGGAGGUGGAUGUCAUUCUGGAGACUCUCAAGGCGGUCGAGCACCCGAUGGCGAAGCCUACCUCUGUCCUUGCUUCGAUCUGCGCUUGGGCCGGAACUGGUGCUGUGUUGAAGAUUCAAGAGCUGCUCCACAUUUGCAACGAGCACCUGGAGGAGUCAGAAGAGAAAAAGGGCGACGAGCUCUUGCAGGCCUAUGCUGUUCUCGGUAUCGGUAUUAUUGCGAUGGGUGAGGAUGUCGGCCAGGAAAUGGUUCUCCGGCAGUUCGGCCACCUCAUGCACUAUGGCGAGGCCAACAUUCGCCGAGCCGUACCCCUGGCUAUGGCUCUUGUCAGCCCAAGUAAUCCCCAGAUGAAGGUGUACGAUACACUUUCUAGAUACAGUCACGACAACGAUAAUGAUGUUGCCAUCAACGCCAUCUUUGCCAUGGGUCUGGUCGGUGCCGGUACCAACAACGCCAGGUUGGCUCAGCUUCUGCGCCAGCUUGCGAGCUAUUAUCACCGGGAUCAGGAAACCCUCUUUAUGGUCCGCAUUGCGCAGGGUCUUGUUCACAUGGGCAAGGGCACCCUCUCCAUCAACCCCUUCCACACCGAUCGCCAGAUUCUGUCGCGGGUAUCGGCUGCUGGUCUCCUCACUGUUCUUGUGGCGAUGAUUGAUGCCAAGCAGUUCAUCACCUCGGACUCGCAUUAUCUGCUUUACUUCCUUGUCACAGCUAUGCAUCCACGCUUCCUUGUAACGUUGGACGAGAACCUCAAGCCGUUGACUGUCAACGUGCGCGUUGGUCAGGCUGUGGAUGUAGUUGGCCAGGCUGGUCGCCCCAAGACGAUCACUGGGUGGCAGACACAGAGCACGCCAGUGUUGUUGGCACAUGGUGAGCGUGCUGAGUUGGAAGAUGAGGAGUAUAUUAGCUUGAGCAGUACCCUGGAGGGUCUGGUUAUUCUGCGCAAGAACCCCGAUUGGGAAUCAGGCAAAUAAGGGUCUUGUGUCAGCGGAAGGGUAGGGUAGGGUAUUUGGUGGUUUCUAGCAAUAGGUUUUUCUUACCUACCUGGCAAAGUGAUAGAGGAGGGGAAAAGAGGGCUUUUAUGCGACACUACAUUGUACAGUACAAAUAAAGGAUUAGACUUGCUGAGCGUUCAAGUAAAUUGAAGCGCAAGUCGAAUUGCCCUUGUAGGUCUCCAACCUAUUUUGGUUUCAAGAUACAGCCUCACACCUCCAUUGCCAUAAGCUAUAUCACCAAGCCAUUGCCAAUCCUAUAACCUCCCCUUUUCUUUUAAUCUCCC
Molecule: messenger RNA, 3361 nt
Organism: Podospora bellae-mahoneyi
Lineage: Eukaryota; Fungi; Ascomycota; Sordariomycetes; Sordariales; Podosporaceae
Gene: RPN1
Product: proteasome regulatory particle base subunit
Exons: 5
Coding region: 357-3056 (899 amino acids)
Biological process (GO): regulation of protein catabolic process; proteasome-mediated ubiquitin-dependent protein catabolic process
Cellular component (GO): nucleus; proteasome complex; proteasome storage granule
Molecular function (GO): enzyme regulator activity
Source: RefSeq, a predicted model, not a curated record